CUCCCACGGUUUUUGCUUUGAAGGCUCGGACAUUCGUUCUGUGCUAAUACCAGCUCGAGACAAUACAUAUCGUAGACACACACAUGCCGUAAAACAGGUAUCCUUACUAUGCUGUAACUGAAGCAACUCGGGCUCAGCAUUCGGCACCUGUUGCAGGGCUGGGCCUCGCGGCGCCUUAUACUUUCAGCACCAGUGCUAAGCAUAUAUAUAGGAUGGACGACGAGGCUCUCGCGCGGAUGCUGCAGGAGGAGGAGCUGCGGGCGGCGCAGGCGCUGCAGCAACAAAUGCAGCUGCAGGGCGAUGCCGGGCUGCGGGGCGAUGGAACAGGCGCCUUUCAGGCCCGCCUCCGCGGCAUGAUGGAGACAGCUCUGGGGUGCGAGGACCCGGGACUGCAGGAGCGCGCACGUGCGAUGAUGCCGCUGGCUCGCCUGCGCGCCGCGGCGGCGGAGGCUGCCAACCUGGCCAGCCGGCUGGGCGGCGACGUAUCCGCCGCCCCGGCCGCAGAAGACCUGCUGGCCCAGCAGCUGCUUGGAUGGUUCAAAUCUGAUUUCUUCACUUGGGUGGACACGCUGCCCUGCCCGCGCUGUGGCGGCGGCGGCACCCGCGCCGACGGCUCCCUGGUGCAGCCGCUGCCUGAGGACCUGGCCCACGGCGCCCAGCGCGUGGAGCUGCACCGCUGCGGCCGGCCCGGCUGCGGCGGCAGCGUGCGCUUCCCACGCUACAACAACCCGGGCAAGCUGCUGGAGCCGGGCUGCCGCCGCGGACGUUGCGGCGAGUGGGCAAACGCCUUCCUGCUGUGCUGUCGGGCGGCGGGACUCACGGCGCGCUACGUGAGCGACUGGUCUGACCACGUGUGGACUGAGUACUACAGCCACCGGCAGCGGCGCUGGAUCCAUCUGGACUCCUGCGAAGCUGCGUACGACAAGCCGCUGCUGUACGAGGCGGGCUGGGGCAAAGCGCAGAGCUAUGUGGUGGCGGCGGGCAUGUGGGGCGCGGUGGACGUGACUGCGAGGUACACUGCCAAGUGGCGCGAGGUGCGGGCGCGGCGCACACGGGUGCCGGAGCGCUGGCUGUCGCGGCAGCUCGGCGACAUGACGGCGGGGCGCCGGGCGCGCUGGCCGGGGCCCAAGCGCCUGGUGUGGCUGGGCCGCGACGUGGAGGAGCGCGUGGAGCUGCUGCGGCAGCGGCUGGGGCUUCCCGCUUCACAGCCACAACCGUCGCAACAGCAGGCGUUGCCGGGCCGCCAGACGGGUUCUCUUGAGUGGCGGCAGCAGCGCGGCGAGACGGGUGUCUCCGCCUCGACAGCGGCGGCGCACGAGCCCAGCCCGUACAGCCUGGCGGCCGACACGCCGGGCUCGCAGCUGCCUGCCGUGUUCGGGCGGGCGGGGCGGCUGGCGGGCGGCGCGUGCCGAGCGGCGGGUAACAACGGGGCCUUGGAGGCGGUGGAGAAGCUGUUUGAUGGCCGGGUUACGACCAAGUGGCUGGACUUCGGCGGCGGUGGCGAGCGCGGCAGCUCUUGGGUGGAAUACCGCAUUCCGCUGGACCAGCCGGCAGUGGUGCUGACCGGCUAUGAGCUGGUGUCCGCCAACGACUGCCCCGAGCGUGACCCCGCGGCCUGGCGGCUGGAGGGCGUCAGCCAGGCAGAUUUCGAGGCGGGCCGCCCGGAGCAAUGGCAGCUUCUGGACAGCCGUGCCGGCGUGCGCUUUCCGGGCCGACACAUCCCCAUGGCCUUCCACCUAGCAGCUCAGCGGCCGGCGCCGCCCUGCCGCCGCCUGCGCCUACACAUCGACGCCACUGCCGACCCCCGGGUCGCCAACAGCGUCCAGCUGGCGUGCCUGAACCUGUACGGGCAAGAACCGGCAGCGGCAGGGGCAGCGGCUGCAGCCGGGGCAGCGGCAGGGACGGACGGGGCCUCAGGGCAAGGACAGGGCCCGCUGGAGCGGCUGCGUGCGGCCGGGGCCGGCGGCAGCGGUGUGGACGCGGCGGCAGCGGCGCUGGCGGUGCGGUUACUGGAGAACGUGUGCCGCGAGCCGCAGGAGAUCAAAUUCCGCAAGGUUCGCUGUGCCAAGAUCGGCGCCAUUCUCUCGUGCACCCCGGUCGCCGACGUGCUCAUGCUGCACUGCCGCUUCCGGCCGCUGCUGCUGCCGGCGGCGGCGGAGCCAGCCUCUGCGGCGGCAGCGCAGCCGCAGCAGCAGCAGGGCCCACAGCUGCCGGCCGGGGAAGACGUCUUCCUUGUGUUGGCUGGGGACCUCAGCGGACAGAACCUGGCGCGUGCGGCAGAGGCGCUCGCCGUGUUGCGGCCGCUGGCGCGGUAGUACGGUAGUGGCAGCGCAAGGACUGGUGAUACAUGCAGUGGUGGUUUCAGAGCGUGCGGCACGGCGGUAGCGAUGGCUGUGAACCUUGCGUGGCGUGCUGGGUUGUGUGGAUGGCAGUUGGUCCAUAUGCUUGGUUGGUGCACACGCAGACCACGGCACUGCCCAGCAGCGCCUCCGCGCCUGCACUUCAUUUACCUGGAUGCCCGGGUUCACCCGCAUGCGUGGCAUCUGUUUCAACCCCUCGUGGCGCCUGUUGGAAGUUGGUGUGGUGCGGAGAACCAUGAAAGGCCUUGUGAGCCGGCGCAGGUCCGUGGCCCCAGGCGAGCCACGCACGGGGGAAGCGACCCGCUGUGGCGGUAACCCCAGGGCCACGCGAAGUCAAAAUAGCCAUGAAAAAUUGCCAUAGGCCUGAAGUGGUGCAGGGUCAUUUACAGUGGCACAAACUUGCCAUCCAACUGGGGUUCAGGCCAACAGCAGACGCAUUGAACUCGUCUGGAUGGCAUUGCAUCAUAUUAAGCAACAUGCCUCGAUGCUAUUCAUCU
Molecule: messenger RNA, 2857 nt
Organism: Chlamydomonas reinhardtii
Lineage: Eukaryota; Viridiplantae; Chlorophyta; Chlorophyceae; Chlamydomonadales; Chlamydomonadaceae
Exons: 14
Coding region: 213-2315 (700 amino acids)
Biological process (GO): protein deglycosylation; glycoprotein catabolic process; protein quality control for misfolded or incompletely synthesized proteins
Cellular component (GO): nucleus; cytosol
Molecular function (GO): peptide-N4-(N-acetyl-beta-glucosaminyl)asparagine amidase activity
Source: RefSeq, a predicted model, not a curated record